UUGGAUUAUCAGGUUCACGGUGCGAUUCUUCAGAUUCUUGAGCUGAAAUAAAAACCACUUGAGGAUAAAUUCGACCUUAAGAUCAGCAACGGAGGUCAUGAGUUUCCUCUGUCGUGUUUAGACGGCGGAUCAACACCCAUUAUGAUGAUGGCUAGAAAAGUAUCUGUACAUGACACACAAAAACUGGUGGAGCAAUACCGCUCGGAACGAGAUGAGGCCGUUCAGCGUGAGAAUGCCCUCAAGGAGAAACUGAGACAAUACGAAUUGAGGACAAAGUCGACCGAGACUGUCAAACAGAAACUCAAAACCCUGACGUUGGAGAACAAAGAGCUCAGGAGGCAGGUGAAAACGUUAAGGAACGAGAUCGGCCUGGAGUCAAGCCCACAUUUUCAAGGCAAAACCACUAAGGAUAUCAUCAGUGACCUGCAGGAGAAAGAGCGAGAGUGCAAUGCGCUGGCGGAAAAGGCUGGAAGGUUGAACCUGACCAUCGACGAACUGUCAUCUGAGUUGGCCAACGCGGUCACCUCCAAAACUCUGCUGGAGGAAAAAGUCCAGUCGCUUCAGCUCAACCUCAAGGACAUGACCAACAACCAGCGCCGCCUGCUGAAGCUGUGGGAGGAUAAAAAAGCUCAGCGUGAGCCCAUCCUGCUGCCUGCCAUCACGCAGAGAACAGUACAGAAACUGCUGGCCCAUAAAGCUGUCCAGACCGACAUGUCCAUCAGCUCCACGCACAUCCUCCCCGCAAACGUGUUCGAAACCAGACUGAGAUGGGAACCUGAGAAAAACAGGAACCUGGAGAGAAGAAACAUCACGUUACCCAACGGCAGCCAUUCAAAAUGA
Molecule: messenger RNA, 840 nt
Organism: Ictalurus furcatus (blue catfish)
Lineage: Eukaryota; Metazoa; Chordata; Actinopteri; Siluriformes; Ictaluridae
Exons: 1
Coding region: 142-840 (232 amino acids)
Source: RefSeq, a predicted model, not a curated record